Messenger RNA from Aphidius gifuensis, 856 nucleotides. It is a transcript of the gene EMC10, whose product is annotated as ER membrane protein complex subunit 10. The transcript is spliced from 4 exons. The record is from RefSeq and is a predicted model, not a curated record. Gene Ontology annotation, cellular component: EMC complex. The coding region runs from base 156 to 836 and encodes 226 amino acids. NCBI's taxonomy places the organism in Eukaryota, Metazoa, Arthropoda, Insecta, Hymenoptera, Braconidae.
AUAACAGUUGCAAAAAAAAAAUAAAUAAGACACAUCAAACUGCAUCAAACAGUUUUUGCCAUAGAAAAUAAUGCAAAAUAACUUUUUAUGGUGUAAAUUAAAGUUAUAAUAAUAUAUUAAUCAAAUAAGUUAAUUAUUUGUAAAAAAAAUAAGCCAUGAAUUUCGAAUUUUUAUUGAUCUUUUUAUUUCACAUUUGUACAUGUGUCAUUGGAAGUGAAUUGGAUUACGAUGGUUACUUGCAGCUUCAAUUAUUCCAUGCACUGAAUGAUGAUCCUGUUCCAAAUUAUACAGAGCGUGGCAAUAUUACUGUGACAAGUAUUCGUACUGGAGCAUCGACAAUUGGCCAAAUGGGACUUCAAGAAUCACAAAAGCAAGAUUUAAUUAAACUUGCUGAAAAUAAUAGUAAAUAUCGAAUGAAAAUUAAUGUACGUAGUUCAUCUGGCAGUGAAUCAACAUUUUUAACAUCAGUGCCAGCAUGUCAUUUAUUGGGUACUGAACUUGAAGAUAUAUUAGCAAUUUGGGUUGAUGGAUCAGCUCAACCAAUAUCUAUUACACAAAUAUCACCAGGACCAUGUUCAUUAUCAUCACCACCAACAAAUAUGUGGACAACAAAUGUUGAAGUAAGACAUCCUGAUGGUGGACCAACUCCAGACACUGCAUCUUAUAUUUAUAAAAUUGAACGUGAAAAAGAAGCCAGAGAACGUGGUGAAACCAAAGAUAACAGAUCAUUUAUUGCAAAAUAUUGGAUGUACAUUCUUCCUGCUGUCAUAUUUGUCGUUUUAUCAUCAGCAGCAAAUCCAGACGCAGCUGGUGGUGGUGGUGGCCAAAGGCAAUAAUAUUAUUAAGUUAAAUUAAA